AUGGGUACUCUGAUCAAUACCGAGAAGCUUCGGGUACUCUACAACGAGGCCGAAAGCAACAGACACGAGGCAUACCCUACGCGCUUCUUCAACUUCUUCUUACAGAAGAUAGCUUUUCCCGAGGAGGAGUACUGGAUCUCUUCGGAGCAACCGCCGACCGAUGACCCUUCGGACCGGAAAAGAGUCGACUUGGUCGUGAACUAUUUCUCCCAGGACUACAAAGUGCGAGUGCUUUGCUUCACAGAGCUGAAGAGAGGGAGAUCGGCUGAGAAAGCGAUCGAGGAGAAUGAGGAUCAGGCGAUAGAAACUCGUGAGCUUCAACAAGAGGUCUACAGCGACGGAACAGCGCUCAUCAAGCCGCAUGGAAUUGCCUUGCAUCUAAGGAAGGGUGAACACUUUUCCCUAGACAGCAUCUACUAUGAGUGGACCGGCGCCCGUAUGUACCGGCAUGAAACCCCUCGACCAGACGUCUGGUACUUGAUCUACUCGCAAGGUCGUUAUAGCGGCACAUUGCAGUUCAAUCAGGGUCAGUGGUGGAAGCAGGUUGAUGGCGAAUGGGUACGAGCGUAA
Messenger RNA from Lasiodiplodia theobromae, 570 nucleotides. RefSeq names its product NRPS-like enzyme. Lineage: Eukaryota; Fungi; Ascomycota; Dothideomycetes; Botryosphaeriales; Botryosphaeriaceae. Bases 1 to 570 code for a protein of 189 amino acids. The transcript is spliced from 3 exons. The record is from RefSeq and is a predicted model, not a curated record.